Molecule: messenger RNA, 3667 nt
Organism: Oncorhynchus kisutch (coho salmon)
Lineage: Eukaryota; Metazoa; Chordata; Actinopteri; Salmoniformes; Salmonidae
Exons: 4
Coding region: 92-3271 (1059 amino acids)
Source: RefSeq, a predicted model, not a curated record
GUUGCUGACGAGACGCUGAUUUUUAUGGCCACUUUCCUCGUGGAUUAAGCCACACUCGUUGAAAAAUACCUAACUCUCAGUCUACAGAAACAUGUCUAAACUAAAGUCGUUUCGUGUAUUUUUAAAUGAGCGUUUAACGGUGGCUGCUGUGGAGAUUUUCGGGGCAGCUGAGAAAACGGUAGUGGAGUACCAGGAGGAGAAUGAUCGUCUACGGAGACUGCUGCGGAUCACACCGGAGAUAAAACUAUAUAGAAUAGACUUGCAGCUCUCUCUUUCUGUAUCUGAAGAGGGUGUUCCCUCUGAGCAGCAGCAUUGUGAGCAGGAGUGGAGCCCCAGUCAGGGGCAGCAGGAUCCAGAACCCACGCAGAUUAAAGAGGAACAGGAAGAACUCAGGACCAGUCAGGAGGAAGAGCAGCUUCAAGGGCUCUUUGAUACGAAAGAUUCCAUAUUCACUCCUCCUUAUGUGAAAAGUGAACUUGAUCAGGAGGACCCACUUCACAAAGCCAAACUAGCUGAAUACCCAACUCUCAGUCGACUGAAAAUGUCUAAACUAGAGUCGUUUCGUGUGUUUUUAAAUGAGCGUUUAAAGGCAUCUGCUGCUGUGGAGAUUUUCAGGGCAUUUGAGAAAAUGAUAGCGGAGUACCUGGAGGAGAAUGAUCGCCUACGGAGACUGCUGCGAAUCACACCGGAGAUAAAACUAUGUAGAAUAGACUCCCUGCAGCUCUCUCUUGCUGUUUCUGAAGAGGAGGUUCCCUCUGAGCAGCAGCGCUGUGAGCAGGAGUGGAUCCCCAGUCUGCAGCAGGAGGACCCAGGGCCCACACAGAUUAAAGAGGAACAGGAGGAACUGGGGACCAAUCAGGAGAAAGAGCAGCUCUUUGAUGCCGAAGACUCCAUAUUCCCUCCUCCCUGUGUGAAAAGUGAAUGUGAUGAGGAGGAUCCACUUCAGUGCUGGACUCUUCCCCAAACCCAGACUGUGGAGAAUAGAGAGAGUGACACUAAAUCAGUGGAUCUCACACCUUUUGUAACAGUGACUCACAUAAAGGAUUUCAAAAUUCCCUGUGACCCUCCAGAUUAUCAAAACAAUGGCUCCAGCCACAGCUCAGCCGAAAACUGCGACCCAGUAGGACUUGACAGCAGCCCACAAUUGCAUCCUAGCCCACUAUUAGAUCCAAACCUAUCAAUGGGGGAACAUUAUUCCAAACUUAGCAACAUGUCUAAAAAAAAACACCGCUGCCAUGACUGUGGUAAAAAGUUUGCUCUGAAACCUGACUUGCAGAAUCAUUUGACUCUCGCCAAGAAGAGACUCAGCGAAUGUCAGUUUUGCAAAAAACGCUACAACUCCACUUGUGAACUGAAGACCCAUGUCCGACUCUGUCAAGGUGGAAAACCCUGCACCUGCCCUGUUUGUGGCAAGACCUUCAAAGAAACAACAUUUCUGUCCAGGCACAUGAGGAGUCACACGGGAGAGAAACCAUUUAGCUGUGUUGACUGCGGUAAAAGCGUCAGUCUCAAGCAACUCACAAAUGUGGAAAUUCUGGACAUUUUUGUCAAUUCUGACAAUGAGUCUGAGUAUGAAACGGAGGAAUCAGAUUCUGACAGUGACUGUAAGGAGCUGCCGCCAAACCUCAUGGGCAUUGAGAACCCUGAAUCUGAGGACCCCUUGACCAUCGACAAAGUCCCAGGUCCCUCUGAAGAUGCUGGUGGUGAUGGAGGCAGACCAACAGUGGGUGAAGUACUGGAGGUCUGUGGUAGCUGGAAGGCCACCAGCCAUUUCACCCCUCCUGGCCUUGCUGUUGGCUUUGAUGAGUCCCAGUCUGGAGUAAAAAGCCCCUUGCCAACUCCCUCUGCAGCAGAGUGCUUCAAGCUGUUUCUGACAGAGAAGCUGGUGGGAGACAUAGUGGAGGAGACUAAUCGCUAUGCCUUGGAGUUACAGGAGAAGAGAGAGCCAGGAGUGAGGGGUAAACUCGCUAAAUGGGUGACAACCACAAUUAGUGAAAUGUAUACCUUCCUAGUGACAGUCCUUCUCAUGGGAAUAGUGAAGAAGAACUCUCUAAGGGAAUACUGGAGCACGGAUCCUAUGUUUGCAACUCCCUUCUUUGCCACUCUCUUUUCCCAAGAUCGCUUCCUAGUCCUGCUGCGAUGCCUGCAUUUCGUCAACAAUGCUACUGCCAACCUAAAUGAUCCCUUACACAAAAUAAGAACUGUUCUUACCAGCCUGACAUCAGCAUUCAGUCAGGUCUUUAUGCCAUACAAGGACUUAUGCAUUGACGAGUACUUGAUGUUAUGGAAGGGUAGGCUGGCAUUCCGUCAAUAUAUUCCCUCCAAAAGGCACAGGUUUGGGGUCAAGUUCUUCUUUUUGUGCGACGUGAAGACAGGAUUUGUCCAGGACAUUCUAGUUUACACAGGGUCCACCACUGACGUCCAACAUUAUGAGGGGCUUGGGGUGUCCGGGUCCGUGGUGAUGACCAUGCUGGCUCCUCAUCUCGGGAGGGGCCACACUUUGUAUGUGGACAAUUGGUACAGCAGUCCAACACUCUUCCAGCAUCUGUUCUCCAACAGCACAGGGGCCUGUGGCACAGUCCAAUCAAACAGGAAGGGGAUGCCGUCAUUUGGAAGCAGGAAGAUGCAGAGGGGGGAGGUGGAGUUCAAGGAGAACGGUCAACAGCUGGCAGUAAAGUGGCAUGACAAACGAGACGUCCAUGUCCUCUCCACUGUCCAUACAGCAACCAUGUCACCCACAGGGAAGGUGGACCACCUGACGGGAGAGAGAAACAUCAAACCAGACUGUGUGCUUGACUAUAACCGCAAAAUGGGGGCAGUGAAUAAGGCAUACAUGAUAAACCGCUUUGUGGCAUGCGCCUGGAAAACCACCAAGUGGUAUAAGAAGAUAUUUUUCCAUCUGAUCGACACUGCUGUCCUCAACGGCCACAUAGUUCACCGCCAGCUAUCAGGUGAGGUGAUUACCUACCAAAAGUACAGAGAGAACCUCAUGAGAGAGCUGCUGGAGGAGCACCACACCCCUCGGCGUCCACCCACUGGGGGCCGUCCUGCUGCAGACAAUCCCUUACGCCUCAAUGCCCGGCAUUUUCCCUCAAAAGUACCUCAAACUGCUGCACAAGGUAGUCGCACACGGAGGCACUGCAAAGUCUGCCUUUCCAGCACCAGGAGGAGGAAGCAGAGGAAGUUGACAAAGUACAUGUGUGUACCUUGUGACAUACCCCUGUGUGUUGCGCCGUGCUUUGGGGAGUACCAUACGCUCAAGCACUAUUGAGCACAUCUGCAGCAAUUACUGACUGACUGAAUUGAAAGGUGACCUGCCAUGAUACAAUGACUUUAGGGGUGGGAUGCAGUUUUUGUUCAACCGCUACGUGAAUAUUGAAUUAUGGGCUAGGCAUGUUUGUAAUGAAAUGACAGUUGUCAUUGUCUUUUCUUUAAUUUUUUUCCUCCCUCCAGUAAAACUGUAAAGAAGUGUAUGUUCAAAGAAUAUGUUGUUAGAAUACAAAAGCUAGCCUCACUCUUCAUGAACAAAGAUGUCAGCAACUCCACUUCCAGUGAUGUUGGCAAAUUACAUUCAAUAUGGUUUGUUUCUGAAAGUAAAGAAUAUAGAUGAAUGAUUAGUAAUUACAGUAGAAUAUCAGGAAUAGCAAUAAAACAACAUUACACUGCU